This is a messenger RNA of Drosophila persimilis, 1663 nucleotides long. RefSeq names its product carnosine N-methyltransferase. NCBI's taxonomy places the organism in Eukaryota, Metazoa, Arthropoda, Insecta, Diptera, Drosophilidae. The record is from RefSeq and is a predicted model, not a curated record. The coding region runs from base 60 to 1472 and encodes 470 amino acids. The transcript is spliced from 6 exons. Gene Ontology annotation, molecular function: S-adenosylmethionine-dependent methyltransferase activity.
AAUUUUUCGGCAAAAUUUGAAGCAUAGAAAUAUUGUAGAUUCGGAAGUGACUCGCGAAAAUGAGCCACGCGAUGCCAUCAAUGUUUCCCCUGCAUCCCAAAAUCGAUGAGCAAUUGGCUUUGGCUUUUUCCGCCAACGAAGAUGAGGAAGAGCAGCACAUUCAGAAGGUCCAGAAUGCCUUUCUGUACUAUGGACCAUAUGCAUGCCAGCGGCUGAGAAGAACUCUGGAUUACCUCAACAGCCUGCCAGCCGAUGAUCAGCGUCUGCUCUCCAAAUACCGGGCCCAUCUGGACUGUGUGCGCACGUGCAUUGAUCGCAACCAGGCCGUCAUCCGACAGAUUCUGCGCGAACGGCUCCUCUAUCCGGCGGAUGGCUCAAGCAGCCCCACAUCAGAGGGGGACAGCGAGUUUGAUGAGCCGCCAGCCCACGUUCGACAUGGCGACAUGGACCAGUAUGAUUUUGUUCUUGACGAUGCUGAUGUUGAACCUCUGAAAAUUUUAAAGGCCCAGUCGACAUUGAAGUUGAUUGCGCGUGACUGGAGCACGGACGGGGCACUGGAGCGCGAGCAAUCCUACAAGCCGAUCAUUGACAGCAUCAUGGAGUACUAUAAGCCGAGCGACUACGAGCUGAACGAGAUUAAGAUUCUGGUGCCAGGAGCUGGCCUGGGACGGCUUACCUACGAGCUGGCCUGCCUGGGCUACUCAUGCGAGGGCAAUGAGUUCUCCUACUUCAUGUUGAUUGCCUCUAACUUUGUCCUGAAUUUAUGCGACUAUGAGAACAAGUAUGUGCUGUACCCGUGGGUGCAUCAGUAUGUGAACAACCUCAGACGCGAGGAUCAGGUGGCGGCUGUGCGAUUUCCCGACGUUUGCCCCCUGAAGAAUCCACCCAAGGGCAAUAUAGAGAUGGCGGCUGGAGACUUUCUCGAGGUCUAUAAGACACCGCACAGCUACAACUGUGUGGCCACGUGCUUCUUCAUUGAUUGUGCAAACAAUGUCAUCGACUUUAUACGAACCAUCUACAAAAUCCUCGUUCCCGGCGGCAUCUGGGUGAAUCUCGGCCCUUUGCUAUACCACUACAGCGAUGUUAAUGGUCAGAAUAGCAUCGAGCCAACGUACGAGGAUCUGUGCAUCAUAAUUGAGAGUGUGGGCUUUGUGAUUGAGUGCUCGCGGUCGGGAAUUCGCACUAAAUACGCCCAGAAUCCGUCAUCGAUGAAGCAGAGCGAGUAUCAGAGCCUGUUCUGGGUCUGUCGCAAGCCGGGCCCCUACGAGGAGCAUUGCGGCAAGAUGAACUCCAAGUCGAAAGGAUCCAAAGAGCCCCAUGAUCUCAUUAUGCGCGAGGACAACGACAUGGACGACGCAAUCAUUGCUAAUCAUUACGAUGAUGGAAACGCAGACGGAGACGAGGACGCAAUUGACGCGCAAAAUGAGACUGAGACGGACGACGACACUGUUGCCACAACACCACAAACGUGAUACGGCCAAUUGUCAAUUGGCGAUCGAGAAGAAUCAGGCUAAAUCCCCAAAACCAAAACCGAAACCUAGUUCGAAACCCACCUACAGAUGCCAUAGCCAAAACGUCACAGACGAUAGACAGACACUCUUUCCGUCGUCAAUCGAAACGACAGACAAAGGAGGUUCCAAUAAAGGUUUAAUGUAUUUCUAUA